This is a messenger RNA of Penicillium oxalicum, 744 nucleotides long. RefSeq lists its product as uncharacterized. The record is from RefSeq and is a predicted model, not a curated record. Gene Ontology annotation, biological process: transmembrane transport. The transcript has 3 exons. The coding region runs from base 1 to 744 and encodes 247 amino acids. Lineage: Eukaryota; Fungi; Ascomycota; Eurotiomycetes; Eurotiales; Aspergillaceae. Gene Ontology annotation, cellular component: membrane. Gene Ontology annotation, molecular function: myo-inositol:proton symporter activity.
AUGCUGGCUUCGACGAUUGUCAUGUUCAUGCAGCAAUUCUGCGGAGUCAACGUUAUUGCAUAUUACUCCUCCGAAAUCUUUCUUGAAGCCAACUUCGCUCCAUCCUCCGCCCUCGCCGCAUCCCUCGGCUGGGGUGUCAUCAACUGGCUCUUCGCCAUCCCCGCCAUAUUCACCAUCGACUCCUUCGGCCGCCGCAACCUCCUCCUAACCACAUUCCCCUUAAUGUCCCUCGCCAUGUUCUUCACCGGCUUCAGCUUUUGGAUCCCCGAAACCCACCACGCCGCUCGCACAGGCUGCGUCGCUCUAGGCGUCUACAUCUUCGGAAUCGUCUAUUCCCCCGGCGAAGGACCCGUCCCGUUUACAUACUCUGCCGAGGCAUAUCCGCUGUACGUCCGGUCAUACGGGAUGGCGCUGGCCACGGCGACAACGUGGUUUUUCAACUUUGUGCUUGGUGUGACGUGGCCGGCUUUGCGGAAUGCAUUUACGGCUCAGGGGGGGUUCGCGUGGUAUGCGGGGUGGUGCAUUGUCGGAUGGGUUUUGAUUCUGUUGUUUGUGCCAGAGACCAAGGGGAAGACGCUGGAGGAAUUGGAUCAGGUGUUUUCGGUUCCGACGAGGUUUCAUGCGGCGUUCGGGCUGAGGCAGGUUUUGUACUUUUUGAAGAGGUAUCUGCUUCGAAGGGAGGUGGAGCCGGAGCGAUUGUAUGAGAAGGAGGAUGCGGGCUUGGAUGGUGGAUCGCAUGCGUGA